This is a messenger RNA of Puntigrus tetrazona (Sumatra barb), 2156 nucleotides long. Its product is annotated as torsin-1A-like. Bases 862 to 1848 code for a protein of 328 amino acids. Gene Ontology annotation, molecular function: ATP hydrolysis activity; kinesin binding; ATP binding. The record is from RefSeq and is a predicted model, not a curated record. NCBI's taxonomy places the organism in Eukaryota, Metazoa, Chordata, Actinopteri, Cypriniformes, Cyprinidae. Gene Ontology annotation, biological process: nuclear membrane organization; protein localization to nucleus. The transcript is spliced from 5 exons. Gene Ontology annotation, cellular component: nuclear envelope; endoplasmic reticulum; endoplasmic reticulum lumen.
UGUUCAAUACAUUUUUCUUUUGCACUUCGUGAUCUCAGAGCAAUACACCUUUCUUGAGUUAAGUCUAUGUAUAUUAAAAAGAUGUUUUAAUGAUUAAUCCGUUUGAUUGCAUCUGCCAGUUUUAGUUCUUUGACCCAUUAUCUACAGUCUUAAAAGCUUGGAGUUAUAUGGAGGCUAAAGGCACCAAAACAAACUGGUGAAUGCCACACCUCUCUUGAUCUUGACAUGCACAAACUCUUAGUUAUAGUUAUAAAACGAACGUUUACUAUUUUGAUUUUUUUCGAAGUUUCUACGAGACGAAGCUGUCACUUGACACAGCAAAACAGAUUCCAGGUAGCAGUCCUUAUUAUAAGUAUUCGGAUAAGUUGCAAGCAAAGGGAUAUGGAUAAUAUCGGCGCAUGCCUCCCGGUUAAGGCGUGGUGCUCAAACAUCUCACCUUAGACUCAUUACAUCAGAAGAGUAAGCAAACCUCUUCCAGCAGGUGAGGCCGGAUUCUUUGUGGGAUGUGUGGGCUACUCUUUAUUGUGUCGAUAAAUAAAACGCUUUCAUUCCAUAAAGUUACAACCUAUUUGAAAUUAUGAGUCUGUACGAAAACUGUAUGAGUAGCAAUCAGUGAAAAAAACCAAACAUGUACAGUAACAAGUGCUCGUGCAGAUAUAACAGCAACAGCUUGAAGCUUGAAAACGGCUUUAGGAAAUAUGCUAUACACUUGGAAAAAGUGGUCAUAUAAUAUAUGUAUGUGUAUGUUAUGUUCAUAACUGGCCAAUCGUCUCGCCUUUUGCUGUAGGCGUGCGCUACUACACUUCUUAAUUUGGCAGGUUUCCUUCAUAAACGAAAGCGUGGACGUAAGGACGAUUCAAGAUGAAGGUGCUGCAUCUCUUAUUAUUUUUGUACGCGGUGUCUAAUACGACAUUAGCGUCAGACGACUGUGCCGUCUGCGUCGGCGUGAGUUUGGGGAUGGUUGCGUUAAUAACUCCUUUCUUAAUAAUUGCUAUGGAUCCUUUGCUGCCUUUUGAUUCUAAGCGUUUGAAGGCGGAUUUAAGAGACUCUCUCUUCGGGCAGCAUAUCGCGACUGAUGUCGUGCUGAAAGCUGUAUCGACAUUCAUGACUGACAAAAACCCGAACAAACCUCUGGUCCUCUCUUUUCACGGAACUACAGGAACUGGAAAAAACCACGUUGCUGAAAUCAUCGCAAGAAACAUUUACAAACAAGGAUACCGGUGUGGGCAUGUUCACAUAUAUAUAUCUGAGCAUCACUUCCCUCACAAAGAACACACACAUAUCUACAGCGCAAAUCUAAAGAAAUCGAUUCCUCAAGCGGUAUAUUGGUUUCCCCGCUCCAUGUUCAUAUUCGAUGAAGCGGACAAGAUGGAUCCACAGCUGAUUGAUGCCAUAAAACCUUUUCUGGACUACAAUGCCCGCGUAGAUGGAGUGUCAUUCAACAAAGCGAUUUUCAUUUUUCUCAGUAAUGCAGGUGGGAAUGUGAUUGCUGACGUGGCUCUGGAUUUCUGGAGAGAAGGAAAAGAUAGGAAAGAAAUCAGGAUGAACAGCAAGGAGCUGGAGUUCAAGAUCUCUAAAAACAUCAAAAACGAGAAAAGUGGAUUUUUACACUCUAGACUAAUAAAGCAUCAUCUGGUCGAUCACUAUAUUCCUUUCCUUCCUCUGGAGCUGAUGCACGUGCGUCAGUGUGUCUUGGCUGAGAUGCUACGUCUGAACAUGACUCAAGACGUGGACCUGGCAGAUAAAGUGGCCAGAGACAUGCCUUACUACCCCGAAGAAGAGAGAAUAUUUGCUGUUAAAGGCUGCAAGUCUGUCAGACAGAAGCUGUUCCUCUAUAACGAUGACUGAACAACUAUAGCAGUACUUGCGGUUCACUAUUUUACUGUCUGUUUGCGGCUUUUACUAUUUCGGUUUUUCUUUUUAUUCAAAUCAUUAGCAAAACAAACCCGUCACCUGGAUUUAAGGUUUCAGGCGGCAGGUCUUUGGAUAAAUUAAGGUGCAUUGCAAAGACAGAAAUAUGUGGAUGGACAUGGUUUUGUGCUCGUCAGACUUCAUUUUUUAAACACCUUAUAAAAAAAAAAACAUACCUUUGUCGCUUCUUUUUUCUAUUGCCUCUUACAACAGCUGAGGCAGGAUUCUUUCACUUUAUUAAUAUG